AUGGCCCAAACAUCAAAGUGUCUUUUUGUGUUUCUGGAAGGAGUGCUGAUGAAUUAUCAUAAUCCAUCGUCUGCAGAAAGUUUCUUGUUGGAACAAUCCAAGCACAAGGAAAUGGAUCGUAUUUGUAGAUUGGGUGGCACAACACUCAUUCAUACUCGGAAAUUAACCCAUUCCGAUUUCAACAAUAGUUUGAUGAAUACAGACACAGCUUACAUGAUGCAAUUGUUUGAUUAUUAUGAUCCUAUACAGCCCGAAGAUGAUGAGGAAGAGGAGUCUUGGAAAAAACACAACGAACUCCGAUUAGAAAAACAAAGUUUAUUUUGUAAAUACAAGAAAUUGAAAGUUCAAACAUGGACCACCAACGCAAGUGUUUUACAAAUUUUUUGUAACAGAAAGGACAAGGUGAAAUUAGUUAGCGAUCUAUUCAGCAGCGAUCAAGAGGACGCAUUAGUGGAGAAUGCUGCUUCAGCCAUGUUAGAAAAUGACAUUUUGUUAUUGCAUGAUAAUGUAUCGAAAUUGGAAACAUCUCAAAAAGUGCUAAGAAUCGAACAUGCGGAUCAAUUGAUCAAGAAAAUUACAGAAAAAUUUUCACAGAUGCAACAAACAACACCUGCCUUGAAGGUCUAUCAUGUGCUACUUUUUAGCUGCCCAUUUAAUGAGACCAUGACCUCGCAGCAUACAAAAUCUCUUUUCAAACCAUUACAAAGUUAUCAACAAAAGAAUGGACAAAAUAUUUCACACCUCGUUUUUGAUGAGCCAUCGAUGAUUUGCGUCCAAUAUUGUGAAGAAGAAACCAGAAGAGACAACAAUGAACAUCUCACAGAAAAAUCAUGCUUGGAAAAUGCUGGAAAUUCAUCCAUACUUGUUGAUUUUAUACUAGCUGAAGUAGCUUAUAAGUUACGAAAGAGUCCAAAAUAUGGAGCAUAA
Naegleria lovaniensis is the source of this 927-nucleotide messenger RNA. RefSeq lists its product as uncharacterized. The record is from RefSeq and is a predicted model, not a curated record. The coding region runs from base 1 to 927 and encodes 308 amino acids. The transcript has a single exon. NCBI's taxonomy places the organism in Eukaryota, Heterolobosea, Eutetramitea, Acrasida, Naegleriidae.